Cavia porcellus (domestic guinea pig) is the source of this 1629-nucleotide messenger RNA. RefSeq lists its product as uncharacterized. The transcript has 2 exons. The record is from RefSeq and is a predicted model, not a curated record. The coding region runs from base 22 to 1290 and encodes 422 amino acids. Gene Ontology annotation, molecular function: RNA-DNA hybrid ribonuclease activity; nucleic acid binding. NCBI's taxonomy places the organism in Eukaryota, Metazoa, Chordata, Mammalia, Rodentia, Caviidae.
GAUAACCCAGAAAACCAACAGAUGCCUCUCCAUGAGUGUGCUGACAUUCUCGAGUUACAGCAGAACUUGCGAGCUGAUCUAACCGACCAGCCUUUUAAGGACGCUUACAAUUAUUUCACCGACGGAAGCAGUUUCAUUCAGGACGGGAGGCGAGUGGCCGGCGCAGCAGUGACCACCGAGAAAGAGGUACUCUGGGCUAAGCAGUUAGAGCCUGGCACUUCUGCCCAAAGGGCAGAGCUCAUUGCUCUGACAGAGGCAUUAAAGCUAGCCUCAGGAAAGAGGGUAAACAUCUACACAGACAGCAGAUAUGCUUUUGCUACUGUACAUGUACAUGGAGCUAUUUACCAUGAACGCGGUCUCUUGACCUCGGCCGGGACUAAGAUUAAAAAUGCCCCACAGAUCCUAGACUUGCUAGCAGCUGUCUGGCUACCUCAGCAAGUCGCUAUUAUUCAUUGCAAGGCACACCAAGUGGGAGAUGACCCCAUCAUCAUAGGAAACAAUUUGGCCGAUCAGGCUGCCCGAAAAAUAGCAACCACAUCAGAGGGGCCUGCAGAGGAAAUGACUGCCCUGAUGCUAGUCCCUCAAGCCUUGUCAGAGCCUGUUUAUUCGAAGACAGAUUUACAGCUAGCAUCUCAACUUGGAGCCAAACCCCGCACUCCAGGGGGCUGGUAUCAGCUGCCCGACAAGCGAGUGCUGUUACCCGAAGCACUAGGACGAGAGCUUUUGCAGCAAGCUCAUCAGGCUACUCAUUUAGGAGGAACUAAACUAGCAGAAUUGUUCAGAGAUCGAUUUUUCAUUCCAAAGCUCUCCAAACUAACUGCCUCUCUGAGCUCUAGAUGUCCACAGUGUUUGUUGGUCAACCCAACCAGGAAACCUCCACUGGAAACCACCCGGUAUCGAGGAACCUCCCCAGGAGAACACUGGGAAGUGGACUUCACGGAUAUGUCCUUACAGAGUCUCCAGCCUGUACUGACCUCAAUUCACCGGCUGUUCAGACAAAAACAUCCGAACCCCCCCUUGGGAACGCUGCCCCAAGCGUCAAUUGAGCCAGGAACGUUGGUCCUGGUGCGACGACACCACCGGGAUUCGCUUGAGCCGCGCUGGGAGGGACCGUUCACCGUGGUGCUCAGCACUCCCACCUCCGUCAAGGUAGCAGGAAAGACUGCGUGGAUCCACCACACACAAGUCAAACCACUGAAAGCUACAGACGACGAAAAGGGUCCCCGAUGGACAGUACAACGGACUGGUAACCCAUUAAAGUUAAAGUUUGUAAAGGACUCUCAGCCAUAAAAUUAUGUCUGUACUAUGGUAUUUGGCUUGGUGCUCGAUUAUAAUUGUAAACCCCGGGAAUGGGGACUGGAUUGUUUCAGACGAGAAAACUAAAAGGGAACUAGGGAGAGCUAAAGGCACGAUAAAUCAAGUCACCAUUGACCUAUGUAUACUUUUCAAUGGGAUAAUAAUUAAUGAUGACAGCCCAACUGGCAGGGUAGGUGGGUCGGUCCACCGUAACCUCUGCUCGGGCCGUGGGCCUAAAGCUCUGCAAGUUAUGUUUCAACUCAAGCAGGCAUCCCUGUAUGUAUGUCCUAAAAACCAGCCUGACCCCAAUUAUAAUGUGUACUGUGCCUCCGA